AUGAACAGCCUUACACCCAACUCCCUCUCCUCCGAGGAGAGGGGGCGUCUUCUCGAUGUAUCCGAUUCCGAAUCCGACCGCGAUAAUGCCCUCAACCUGGCCGCCCAAAACACAUCCGUGCCAAAAUUGGCCGGUAUUCUAUCACCACUAGACUCCGUUCGAUCCGCCCCUUGGAGAGUUCUUACCCUCCGCUUCGCCUGGUUCCUCGUUCCGAGCUUUCUCCAGGGUCGUAGCAUGCGUGAGAAGAUCCGCCCAGCCAAGCUAGGCCCCACGGCCUACCUCGACGGCAUGAGGGGCAUAGCGGCACUUUUCGUCUAUUUCUGCCACUACCUAUACCAGUGCUAUCGAAUUGGCUUUUCCUGGGGCUUUGAAGGGAACUACAACUUUAUGCGAUUUCCCUUUAUACGCCUAUAUUGUGCGGGACCGGCUGCCGUCUGCGUCUUCUUCGUCAUCUCAGGAUAUGCUCUCUCCUACCGGCCGAUCAAAUACAUCCGGAGCCACAAUUUGGCCGAUUUCUCUACAGGUCUGAGCUCUAUGGCCUUCAGACGCGCUAUUCGGCUUUUUCUUCCGACUAGUAUUUCUACCUUUAUGGUAGUUUGUCUUGUUCGCAUGGGUGUCUUUGAAUGGACUCGCGAGUUUGCUACGCAGGAUACCUAUCUAAAAGAAUCUCGUGAACCUCAUCCCAAGCUACUUCCAACUGCGUACGAGCAGUGGGUUCAGUGGGGCAAUAUUAUUUUUGGUGGAUUUAAAGUCUUUAGUUGGGACUUCUAUGAGGGAUUCCACGCCCUCGAUCCUCAUUUAUGGACUAUUCCUGUCGAAUUUCGAUGCUCCCUUUACCUCUUUCUUACGCUUUUAGCAACCGCUCGUCUGCAGACUAAAUACCGAUUCCUCACCCUUGCAGUCAUUGCCUUUUUUACCUACGCAAACUCUCGAUGGGACUUCCUUCUAUUCCUUUCUGGAAUGGCUCUAGUCGAAUGGGAUUAUAUCCGUGGCGCUCACAUCUCGGGUCCGGCUCUGCCAUUCGGAGAGAAGGAAGCCAAGACUCCUUCACCAACAGCUUCGAUUAAGCUGAUCUUCUGGAAUCUUGUUGCCAUCCUAGGCUUAUACCUUCUGAGCAGUCCUGACCAUGGAGGCUUGGAAACCCCUGGCUGGGUCUAUCUCUGGUCGCUGAUCCCAAAGUGGUGGGCAACUGAGCAGUAUCGGUAUUGGCAAGCUACUGGCUCAGUUGUUUUCGUUCUCGCUGUCGGCCAUUUGGCAUGGUGGCAGCGAGUCUUUAACUCUCGUGUGGCUCAGUAUUUUGGGAAGAUUUCAUAUUCCCUGUAUCUAAUGCACGGCCCAAUGAACAAAGUGAUUGGAUAUCACUGGCAGAAGAUGGUUUGGGACAUAACGGGCGUUGAGGGCAACGCCUAUACUGUCGGGUUUAUUUUGGGCGCCUUCUUUUGCAUCCCCAGCGUUAUUUGGGCCGCUGAUGUUUUCUGGCGGGCUGUGGAUAUUCCAACAGUCAAGUUUGCGAGAUGGUUUGAGAACAAGCUCAUCAAGGUCGACUAG
Messenger RNA from Ilyonectria robusta, 1548 nucleotides. RefSeq names its product putative acyltransferase. NCBI's taxonomy places the organism in Eukaryota, Fungi, Ascomycota, Sordariomycetes, Hypocreales, Nectriaceae. Bases 1 to 1548 code for a protein of 515 amino acids. Gene Ontology annotation, biological process: polysaccharide biosynthetic process. Gene Ontology annotation, cellular component: membrane. The transcript is spliced from 2 exons. The record is from RefSeq and is a predicted model, not a curated record. Gene Ontology annotation, molecular function: acyltransferase activity, transferring groups other than amino-acyl groups.